GUUAUAACAUAUUUUUCAUGUAGAGUUUAUAGACGCACGAUUGACUUAAAAGAAAAAAACACAAAGUUACAAAUAAUUUUAAAUCUUUUCACUAAAUGAAGACAGUUAUCUGUGUACAAUAUUACUGAAUUACAAGUAAUUAUCAUUCAAGUAUUCUAAAUGUUAUUAAUGAUAAACAACCGACAUUAUCUUGAUAAAGAAAACGCGCGUGUGUGUUUACAACAUUCUUUAGAAAUAUAAGGGUAAAUAGAUUUGGUGGCUUGGUAUUAAUGUUAUAUUGUUCACAUUGUGCGCAAAUGAUAUUUGACACAUAAGGAAGUUAAAGUACAAAAGCAGAUACAGGGUUAUGUUCUCUUGUCUGUGAGAGGAUGGUCACAAACAAGUCUCCAAUGCUACAAAAAUGCUUUACAGAGGAAAAAAACACGUGGAAUGAUCGCAGCUUCGAUUUUCACCUGAACUCUCGAAAUCCUGAUUUAUGUUAUUUGUACGUUUCAAAUAAAACCAUGAAUAUCCAGCUAAUUACAUUACAAAUUUAAUCAACAGAAUAGCGAAUCUAGCCAUGUUCCGACAGUUAAAGAAAUGCACGAUUUUUGCCACAAUGUUAGUAUUUAUAAUAUUUACAAAUUCAUUGCUGUAUUUGGAGCGAUAUCAGACUGAAUAUUUCCAGCUUGAUACUGAUGCUUAUUUUGAAGAUGCUAAAGAUUUAAAGUAUCCUGUCAAAGUACAGCCGUAUUUGUUCCGACUUAUAAAUGCGUCUAAUCCGAGUGUUCCAUUAACCAUAAGUGCGCCAUAUGUUAUUGAGAACAGUCAUCUUUGCCGUUCUGUGAAGAAUCUUACGGUGCUUGUUGUAGUUAAUUCAGCGACAGACCAUUUUGAACAGAGACAGAGUAUAAGAGCAACUUGGACAAACGACACGUAUUACUCGUAUUUAGCAACAGUCAGAGUUGUGUUUCUUGUCGGCAGAACUGUGAGUCACGUUGUCCAAUCUGCGCUUGAAAUGGAGUUCGAAAAGUAUAAGGAUAUUGUACAAGGAGAUUUUAUAGAUUCCUACACCAAUCUUACACAUAAAGGUGUGAUGGGUUUUAAAUGGAUUACGGAGAGAUGUCGCAAUGCGGAGAUUAUUCUGAAAGUUGAUGACGACAUUGUAGUCAAUAUGUUUCUGUAUCUCUAUAAAUUAAAACAUCCGAAAGCGCAACAAAAGGCAAACGUUUAUUGUGAAUACAAAUCCGAUCUCAUACACAGAGAUUUUACAUCAAAAUGGUAUGUCGAUGAAAGUCAUUUCAAAGGAGUUAAAAGAUAUCUGAAAUUUUGCAAAGGAAAGUUUGUGAGUAUGACGAAUGAUAUAAUGCCAUAUUUAUAUCUAUCCGCCUCGAAGUCGCCGUUUUUUCAUCUCGAUGACGUUUUGUUGUUUGGAUAUGUCCUGCAUAAGAUUCCAGGAUUGAAGUAUGAAACGUUCAGUGACGGUGAUUGGCAGGGGAUAACUAAUGAAGCAAAACACUGUUUAGAUACCAAAAAAGAAAAAUGUACAUACAUUGCUAUGCAGGCCGGUUACAAGGAGGACGUGUUAAAUAUUUGGUCGAAAGUAGUCAAACACUUUAAAGAUAAAGCAUAGCCAACACAAGACUGAAUAAUAGUUAUACUUAGUGUAUCAUUCAGUAGAAAUAUCCUAUUAUUAAAAAUUUACUAAUUUUAAGCCUAAAAUACACAAAUAAGACGUGUGAAGAUAUGUUAAACAAGUUUAACAAUUAAAUAUUUCAUCAAAAAGUGUUUGUUAUAUGAUGUCAAGAAUUUCUAAUGGAAUUCGGUUAUUUAAAUCAAACUGUUUGUAUCUUUUUAAAGCUAUUAAAAUAAUCUACGCUUUCUAUAAAUAAAAUGUUUUAAACAAUC
Ruditapes philippinarum (Manila clam) is the source of this 1887-nucleotide messenger RNA. Its product is annotated as beta-1,3-galactosyltransferase 1-like. The record is from RefSeq and is a predicted model, not a curated record. Lineage: Eukaryota; Metazoa; Mollusca; Bivalvia; Venerida; Veneridae. Gene Ontology annotation, molecular function: hexosyltransferase activity. Gene Ontology annotation, cellular component: membrane. Bases 560 to 1612 code for a protein of 350 amino acids. The transcript has 3 exons.